Cygnus olor (mute swan) is the source of this 1730-nucleotide messenger RNA. It is a transcript of the gene MTFR1L, whose product is annotated as mitochondrial fission regulator 1 like. Gene Ontology annotation, cellular component: mitochondrion. The record is from RefSeq and is a predicted model, not a curated record. Gene Ontology annotation, biological process: mitochondrial fission; aerobic respiration. Lineage: Eukaryota; Metazoa; Chordata; Aves; Anseriformes; Anatidae. Bases 213 to 1073 code for a protein of 286 amino acids. The transcript has 7 exons.
GCGGGGGGCCCGCGGCGGAAGGGCGCGGGGCGAGCUCUGCCUCCGGGCCGCGGCGGCGGAGGGGCCGGCAGCGGGGCCGCGCGGCGCCGCCGCCUCUCAGGGAGAAGCCCCGGCGCGGCCCGCAGCGGCGUGCGAUGAAGCCGGUUCGCGUCCGCGGGAUCCGCAGCACCCUGCCGUGAGCCCGCCCCGGGGGCGAGUUGCCGGUGCCCGAGAUGGCAGCUGAUUCCACAAUCCCCAUUUGGCAGAACAAACCCCAUGGCUCAACACGCAGCGUUGUCAGGAGGAUUGGGUCAAACCUUCCUUUAAAACCCUGUCCCAGAGCAACCUUCGAGGUUCUACCAAAUGUUUCAGAGCUCUAUUUAAAUGAUGUCCCUCCAGUCCCAACCUUGGCAGACAUUGGGUGGAUAGCAGCAGAUGAUGAAGAGACAUAUGCUAGGGUCAGAAGCGACACGCGCCCUCUGAAGCACAAAUGGAAGCCGAGUCCCUUCACUGUUAUACAGCGAAAUGCUUCAGUCCCCAACCUGAGGAAGCAGGGAGAGAAGCUGCUCGCCUUGAAAAAACCUGGUUUACCAGCGCUGAGCCGAACAACAGAGCUCCAGGAUGAGCUGAGUCACCUUCGAAGUCAGAUAGCUAAAAUCGUUGCUGCAGGGUCAGCUUCUCCUUCAUUCACACCAGAUGUAUUAUCUCCAGGAAGCUCAAAUGCUUCUUCUCCUUUACCUUGUUUUGGACCCUCUUUCCAAUCUACAACUUCCUUUGUCAUUAGUGAUAUCACAGAGGAGGAAGCAGAACUGGAAACUCCCGAGCUUCCAUCAGUCUCCAUGCUUUGUUCUGCAACCUCCGAGUGUUGUAAAGCGGAACCAAAGGAUCCUGAUGAGGAAGAUUCUGUGUCUCUUUCCAAGGCCAGCAGUUUUGCAGACAUGAUGGGCAUUCUUAAAGACAUUCAUAGGAUGAAGCAGAGCAAAGACUUAAACCGAACUUCAGUGAAGGAGGAAGACCCUGCCGUUCUUAUAGCUGAAGUUUUGAGAAGAAAGUUUGCCCUAAAAGAUGAAGAUCUAACCAUGAAAGGGAAAUGAUGUUACUGUUACGAAACUCUGUAAGCAAAAGUGUUAAGCUCCUAGAUUUUUUUCCACAGUAGCUGCCUUCCUAAGGAUUGAACCUUUUGCCACUUUUAUUUAUUACAAAUUUUCUGCACUGAACACUUAGGAAAGACCCUUCAGAUUUGACGUUUUGUUAUAUUAAUUUUUUUUUUUUUUAAAGAUGGAAGUUUGUUCCCCUCUGUGUUUUGAUGCUGAUUUUUGCUAAGGAUCUUCUAAAGAGUGCAGUGAGUGCUACUAGAUUAUAUUCUUUCUGCUUACUCAAAUUAAGUCAUGUUAACGUAAAACUUUUUGUUGCAAUAUAACUAGUUACCAUUUCCAGUAUAAAUGUGUGUCACACAUCCAGUUCUUUCUGUUCUGAGUACGGUACAGGGCUACCGCAAAUAAGCUAAUUAAUGCUUCCAGGUCUUCAGCGUUUAUGAGGCUGUGGAAUCACGGAUGUAAAAGGUGUCUUCGCAGUAACGUUGUCUAACCUGAUGGUAGGAUGAAAUUGAAGUCAAUGAUAAAACCAGUCAUGUGUAAGGGCUGUUGGCUGAUUUCAGUAUGUCCUUGGUAUUUCUUAACUCACAUAUUAUCUGCACAGUUGCAUGACAAAACAGCCUUAAUUUAUUGCCAGUAAACUUAAUGUUUCAUUAA